AUGACUGCGUGUCCGGCGAGUCCGUGCGACGCUGGUUCGUCGGCUUCGAUGCCCGUCCCGCCUCCGACGUCGGGGCCCCGCGGCCUCCUCCACUCGGACGGUCUUCCCGCGCCUCACAGCUCCUGUCUGCAGACGGCCGGACGAGGCCUCUUCUACGAGCACCCGAGGCGGGUUCCCCUCCUGCCGUCGGCCGGACACGAUGGUACCCUCGGCACCUUUGCCCCCUCUCUUUUAUUGCCGCUUGCUCGAGUCGACAGUCCCCGGUCCCCAGACUCAGUCUGCCGGUCUGCCGGUCUGCCGGUCCUCUGGUCUCGAGGCGGGCACGACGUAAAGUCGAGAGGAGGACGGACUUCGUGA
Protopolystoma xenopodis is the source of this 357-nucleotide messenger RNA. NCBI's taxonomy places the organism in Eukaryota, Metazoa, Platyhelminthes, Monogenea, Polystomatidea, Polystomatidae. The record is from the annotation of a GenBank genome assembly.